UUUCUUAGCUGGCGCCGCCAUGUUGUGUCCUUGCAGUUCCGCUCUGACCUAUGACGCGUUAUCACGUGACACAAACUGUCCGACGAAGAAGACUCGCGUCGCAAGGCGAGUUACGUCAUCAUGGCCAAGAUGGCAGCCUCCAUGGUGGAGAGUGGAGAAGACGCAUUUCGGAAAAUAUUCAAGUUUUACAAGAGAAGAAACCCUCCGCCAGAUUUCAGCGACGUCAUCGACUUCUCCAGAGGUGUACCUAGUGCCAAGGUAAUUUCUGCUAAACUGGACCUUGCUGCAGUGAGUGAUACGGAGGCUGCCAGGGUUGGAUUACAGUCCGUCAGAGACUGGAGAGCUUUCAGCCUACAUGGCUACCCAGGGUUCAUCUUCAUCUCCAACCCGUUCCUGCUGGGCUCCCAACCCUUCUGGGUACGACAGUGUUUGAAGACGUAUCCUCAGAAACCCAAUGUCUGCAACCUGGACAUGCACAUGUCUCCAUCUGACACACAGGACAUCUGGGGCAAGAGCAUACAUGGCCUCAGCGGUCCUCCCUCUGGAAAGAGAGAAUCGAAGACUCUACUGGAGCGGCUGCGCUGGGUCACUCUGGGAUAUCAUUACAACUGGGAUACUAAGACUUACUCUGCCAACUACUACACUCCUUUCCCAGAUGAGCUGCACCGGCUGUCCUUCCAAAUAACAGCCGCCUGUGGGUUUCCAGGAUUUAAUGCAGAGGCUGGAAUCCUCAACUACUACAGAUCUGAUUCCUGUCUGGGAAUCCAUGUGGAUGAAUCUGAACUGGAUCACAGUCGACCACUGCUGUCAUUCAGUUUCGGGCAAUCAGCCAUCUUCCUCCUGGGAGGUACAUGCAGACAGGACCCCCCCACUGCUAUGUACAUGCACAGUGGGGACGUGAUGGUGAUGUCUGGACAGAGCCGCCUCCUUUACCACGCUGUCCCACGCAUCAUCCCAGCACCUCAGGGACAUACUGCUUUAGAGAUGGAAGGCUGCAGCCUGGCCUCACCCCUGCAGGACAGCACUGUGCUGGAGCAGAUGUCAGAGCAGGACUGGGCAGUGUGUUCCAGGUACAUCCAGAGCUCCAGAGUGAAUGUGACCGUCAGACAGGUGCUGGGGCCCGGACAGAGCUUCCCAGAAACACCGUCUCAACACCACAGGACUGAUGCCGGCCAGACAGACGAGUACCAUGAAGGAUCAGUGGACGGAGAGCGGCCUAAGAGGAAGAGGAGUAGUAGCUGUGACUCUGUUGAUAUUGGAGAGACAUGAAACAGACCAAGGAUUAAUUGUACAUUACAGGCUUUGGAUAAACUUAAUGCUCAUCGGCUGAGUUUGUCUAACAAGCAGCUUCCACAAGAUCACAUUUUGACAGAGACAAUGUUACGCAGGAAUAUUUUGUUGUAACUGAGCGAGUGGCUAAGAAGCUGAAACCUCAUUCAGGAGGAACAUUUGUGAAGUGUGUAGCUGCUGUGGGGCCUGAAGAACCAGACAAUGUAAAAUUGUUUGAAACUGUCAUUUUGUAUCAAAAACCACUGAAAGAUAUUUUCUGAAACCAGCUUUGAGUAGCGUCAUCAUCUGACAUCAGAUGUCUAAAUAAAUACCGAAGAUAAUAAGUCAAAAUACUAUGGGGGGGGAAGUAAAAUAUGAUUGGUAAAUUAACUUAAAUAAACUUGAAUGUUGAAAAUAUAGCGUAUAUACCAGUAUUGAUAGAAAUGUAAAUUGUCAUUUUAUAGGUAUUUAUGCAGGGCGGACAUAUUUGGUGUCAAUUCACCAUAUCCUACUGUGCAUUUCUAAAUAUUGGUUUCACUUUUAUUUAGUUGUUUGUUAUUAAAGUCUUUCUCACAGUCAA
Paralichthys olivaceus (Japanese flounder) is the source of this 1849-nucleotide messenger RNA. NCBI's taxonomy places the organism in Eukaryota, Metazoa, Chordata, Actinopteri, Pleuronectiformes, Paralichthyidae. The record is from RefSeq and is a predicted model, not a curated record.